This is a messenger RNA of Salvia miltiorrhiza (redroot sage), 1341 nucleotides long. RefSeq names its product protein JINGUBANG-like. NCBI's taxonomy places the organism in Eukaryota, Viridiplantae, Streptophyta, Magnoliopsida, Lamiales, Lamiaceae. Gene Ontology annotation, molecular function: protein binding. The transcript has a single exon. The coding region runs from base 90 to 1307 and encodes 405 amino acids. The record is from RefSeq and is a predicted model, not a curated record.
CAACUCAUUUCAACACAUCUCUCCAGUCCCUCCACUGUGUGUGUGCGCGUGUGAAUCUUCCCUCUCUUUUCUCACACAGAAACAAUAUAAUGGAGGAUUUGCAUUCAUGGCUGGCAAAUGAUGAUUACAACUCAUCGUCGUCGCUGUCGUCUUCGACGCGCAGCGCACCCACACUGUGUGAGGAUUCGAGCUUCAACAGCAUCAGAUCCAGCUCCUCCACACACACAUAUUACUACAGCUACCAAGCCGCAGCGAAACCCUCGAUCUCUCAUUUCUGCAUUGCCUCGAUCAAGGCCACCGCGGCGCAGAUCAGCUGCCUCGCGGUGCAUGAUAACUUCCUGUACGCCGCGACCAUCAAGGAGAUCAACGUCUUCGAUCUCGCGAAUCUCUCCCUCGUCGACACGUUCGGGUCCGGGUCGGGCUGGGCCAAGUCCAUCGCCUUCAGCAACGGUAAAAUCUUCACGGCGCACCAAGACUGCAAAAUUAGGGUUUGGAAGCUGACGUCACCAUCAUCCUCAUCGCCCAAACAAAGAAAACACCAACUAAUUUCAACACUCCCGACGUUGAAAGACCGGUUUCUCAACUGCCUCUCCGCGAAGAACUACGUCAAAGUCCGCCGCCACAAGCAGAAGCUGUGGAUCCAGCACGCCGACGCCGUCUCCGGAUUGGCCGUCAACGACGGCCUCGGCGUGCUCUACUCGGUCUCAUGGGACAAGAGCUUCAAAACGUGGAAAACGCAUUCAAACAUGCAGUGCAUUGACUCCGUCGCCGCGGCGCAUUCCGACGCCAUCAACGCCGUCGCCGUAAGCCCCACCGGCCGAACCGUCUACACAGGCUCCGCCGACGGACGGAUAAAGGUGUGGAGAUCCUCAGUCGCAACAGCGACUCUGUCGAAGCACGAGUCGAGCGUGAACGCGCUCGCGCUGACGGCGGACGGGUCGGGUUUGGUUUCGGGCGGCGGCGACGGAGUUAUUCUUGUUUGGGAAAGAAGGGAUGAUGAUGAUUUUUUCGUUGCUUGUUGCCUGAAAGGACAUAAAGGGGCUGUUUUGUGCUUGGUGUGUGUGAAUCGUGAUUUCUUGAUUAGUGGAUCUUCGGACACGAGUGUGAGAAUCUGGAAACAUGGGAAAGGUUUCGGUUACAGAGGUUGCUGUCUGGCGGUAAUGGAAGGGCAUUGUAAGCCUGUGAAAUCCCUAGUUGCAGUUGAAGCCGAAGAUUUGGAUGAGGAAGGGUUUUCAGUUAUCAGUGGGAGCUUGGAUGGGGAAAUUAGGGUUUCCAAAGUUGUAAUUUCUGAUCACUAUGCUCAUUAAUCCAGGGAUGUUUUUCGUGAUUCUUUAUUAUAAA